UGUCGCAUGAGGAGAAGGCAGCAGGAGGAUCAGCAGCCCUAGGCCCUUAUCUAAACAAUUAACUUUUGUCAUCCAGCUCACCCGGUUUUCCCCCAGCCCUCUACGGAAGAGUGGAUAGAGAGUGUCAGACUGAUAUAGAACCGCCUAGAUUGUGGAACUUAUGAGAUUGGUUCAACCUCGCUUCUUCCAAGACGACCUUCCCCCCCUACACCCUUCUCCAUUGUUCCUGUCCCACGUAGACUCUCCUUCAUUUCAAAUCUUAAGGGGAUUAUUACUCCCAGGAGGAUUUCAUUCUCUCUGAAAGGGAAACUUCUUGACGAACGAAGCGUGUGUGACAUUCGCUUUUCCGGUCUCCUGGUACGAGGAACAUCGAGAAGACUCUUGAGUGCCAAAACCACAAUGACCCUCACGUCGGACAAGGCCCUAAUGAGAAGGCACAACGGGGACCAAGGGCUCUUGUGGUUAUGUGCAUUUUUGUUGUCCAUGAUUUGCUGUGGUUGUGGGCGAGGAGCUCUGGGCUCAAGUGCCCCUAUUCACGGGGAACAAUCUGCCUUUUUGGAGCCCUCCCCGCAAAUCUUGGAAGUAAAGACAUUUCAAAGUGGUGGACAUCCCAACGACAUCUUGGCUUCCAUGGAGUCAGUUCGUCCCGGGUUCUUCAUGCAGACAACACAUAGAGAAACCAUUCAGAGGAUUGGCGCCGUCCAAGGGAGCUCGGUGAACCUGCCAUGCAACAUCACACCGCCCAUCAUCACCGACAAGGUCCGAUUGGUCCUCUUUUUCCGAAACGACUCCAAGGUUCCCAUUUACACUUAUGACACGCGUGGCCAAUCACAUGUCGAGGCUCGACAUUGGUCCGAUGAAAAGAUCCUGGGCUCACGAGCCUUUUUUCGAGGGGAUGAAAGUCCGGGGCGAUUGGUCCUGGAUACGGUCCAACCUGACGACGGUGGGAUCUAUCGAUGUCGGGUGGAUUUCUAUCGUGCUCCUACCACGAUUGAAUCAGUCAUGCUAGAUAUCAUAGUGCCACCCGAAAAACCUAAGAUCUACGACGAGCGCAAUCAAGAAGUCCGAUUGAAGUUGGGUCCUUACAAAGUGGGCGACGAGGUUGCCUUGAAAUGCAUUUCAAUGGGAGGUGAGUCAAGAAAAGCACAGAGACAGACACACACUCUCUCUCUCUCUCUCUACGUACUUGGAACCUCCACAAAGACAAACAUAACAUACGAGUAUGUACACCUGUUAUGGGAUUCCUUUCCUUCAGGCAAUCCAAGUCCGAAAGUAAGUUGGUGGCGGGACCAUGCUUUAUUGGACGACAUCUCGGAAGAAGUGACCAAGGGAGAAGUGGUGAACAAUCUCCGACUCCUCAGGCUCGCCAGAUCAGAUUUGCACUCCAUUCUCACUUGUCAGGCCUCGAACAAUAACCUUUCGGUCCCGGUUUCGACUUCCGUGAAAUUGGACAUGCAUUUUGGGCCAGUGGAUGUGAAGAUGAUUGGACGGAAGGACCCCGUGUCAGCAGGUCGUGUCUAUGAAUUUCGAUGCCAAGCUGUUGGAGCUCGACCACCGCCAGAAAUCACUUGGUGGAGGGGAUCCACACAAUUGAGAGAGAAUGUGACCAAUCGGACGAGCCCCGAUGGGAACGUCACCCUGAGCAUCAUCAACUAUGUCCCAUCGGUCAGGGAUGCCGGAAAAUACAUGAGCUGUAAAGCGGAGAACCCUGAGAUUCGGGAUUCGUCCAUUGAAGAUGGAUGGAAACUGGAUAUUCAUUACGUUCCUCAGUCCAUCCUAAGCCUAGGUACUUCCCUAAAUGGGUCUAACAUCAAGGAAGGCGACGACGUCUACUUCGAAUGCAAUGUUCGCGCAAAUCCCAAACCAUACAAGAUUACGUGGAGAUUUAACGAGAACCCAUUGCUCCACAAUGUCCAUGAAGGCAUCAUUGUGAGCAAUCACAGUCUGGUCCUUCAAGACGUGCGAAGGACUCAAUCUGGAAUCUACACGUGUCUUGCCCACAACAUCGAAGGAGAUGGCGCCAGUAAUCCGAUGACUCUAAAUAUUCGAUACGCGCCGUAUUGCAAACCAGAUCAGGUGCAGGUUUUUGGCGUAGCUCGCGAUGAAACCGUUCGCAUCUCAUGCGAGGUCAUUUCCAAUCCCAUUGGCUCCACGAGUUUCGAGUGGCGUUUCAAUGCGUCGGGCGAAUUGGUGGAUAUGCCUCAUGACAGAUUCAAGUCCACCAAUACCAAGUCCAUUGUGGAAUAUGUUCCUCGGACCGAGCUGGAUUACGGGUCGCUGAUGUGUUGGGCCAAAAACUCGAUUGGCAAACAAAGGGAUCCUUGCAUCUUUCACUUGGUGCCAGCUGGCACUCCUGAUUCUGUCAAGAAUUGCUCGUUUGGAAACCAGACAACCACAUCCUUUGAGGUUCGUUGCAUGGGUGGUUACAACGGCGGCCUUCCCCAGACGUUCGUGCUCGAGGCCAAGGAUAAUCACCAUUAUGGUGUAGUGGCCAAGCUUCACAGUCCCGUGCCCCAUUUCAAUGUCACUGGCCUUGAGCCAGGACGUUCCUAUGUAUUGAGUGUGUAUGCCCAAAACUCAAAGGGUCUGAGUACCCCGGUCACGUUGUAUUCAUUCACUAUCAAGGAAGCGGAAAAGCACACGGCCGGAUCCACUCAUCCGGCAAACGUAACAAGCCGCGAUGGGGUAUCGGUGACGCCCAUUCUAGGGGUCCUGGUGGCAAUUGCCUGUGGUUUGGCACUCGUGGCCGUGGCUAUCAUUGUUGUUUUGCGGAUAAGACCGGUCUAUAAUAGUAACAAGACCAAUCGGCCACAAAGGCCAGGCAUGAGUGGAUACCCUCCACCAGGCUCACAUAUUCCACUGAACCAACGGGAAAUUGAUGAAUGCAUUGACAUGGAUGGUAAAAUGAUCACCGGUGGUACUCCAGACCUCAUUCAACACAACAAAAAUUAUAUAGCGGAGGCCUCGUUUCAACAUGGUGUGAGCCAAAACCGCCGUUAUGCUGCUUCUGCCACUCUUCAGCGGAGACGGACCGAGGAUCCGGAUUUUGAGAGGCGAAAUCGCAUCCGGAACAACUUUUCGAGACUGAGCCAAGAGGUGACAUACGCAGAGUUCACCAUGCCCCGAAAUAAGGGCUAUGCUCCAAUGAAGGCCCGAUCUUCUGACUCGCCCAUUCCUUUACAAUCCGUACAAGCCCAAUAUUCCACCGGUGUCAGGAACCCCCCGCCAAUGCCCCCGCCAAGAUAUACGGCCCCACCCACGGCAGAGGCCGCACCUCCGACUGCUGAUGACGACCCAUUUGCGUCUGAGAUGCCCUUGGUGUCUUUCCAACCGUAACCUAAAACAAAUGGUGGCCAAGAAUUUUUGAAGAAAAUGGAGAAUUAUACCUAUAUACCAAACCAAAAUGAGCCAUCGAGGUGGUCCUUCCUUCAUAGACUGUGAUAUUUCCUGGAAAUGUUAAGAUACGGGAUUUAUACGAGAAUAUCCUUAACCUGCUAACCGAUCGAUGAAGAUGGAAAUAAAACCCUAAAUAUUGUUAACUGAACAUGUCAUAAAUGAAUAAAUGUUGGUAACGUCUAUCAAAUGGAUGU
This is a messenger RNA of Tigriopus californicus, 3590 nucleotides long. Its product is annotated as nephrin-like. The record is from RefSeq and is a predicted model, not a curated record. Gene Ontology annotation, molecular function: protein binding. The transcript has 14 exons. Bases 400 to 3336 code for a protein of 978 amino acids. Lineage: Eukaryota; Metazoa; Arthropoda; Copepoda; Harpacticoida; Harpacticidae.